ACUUCACACACAUUGUUUGCCAAAUCGCAAUGAACACAAUAAAGAAAGACGUAAACCUUACAGGUAUAACUGACGCGAAAUCUGGACAAGAGUUAGGGGCUCUGUCAAUCGCUGAACAAUUCCAAAAGUACUCUAUUUCGUCAUUUCAGAACUUUUUACUGCGUAACACUUAGUUGGUACGAUGUCCCACUUUGUUCUUGGCAACGGUCGAGUAUUCGUGACGCAUGCUUUCACUGCUUUGGAGUGUCAUCUACAACAGUGAGCUACUUGUUUGCCCUCAACACGCAUGUGUGCUGAACACAACAAACGCAAGUUUGUUUUGAUCUCAUCAUCAGCUAUAAUCCUCUCGUCCUCUUCAAGUAUGCACGAUAUCAAGUGAUUUGAACACAAUGAUUUCUGUUUAUUAUCACAGGGUGUACAUUGUCGGAAAGCUUGUAAGCUAUCGUCAGCACGUAACUUGUAAAUUUCGUACACGGCCAAUUCAUUGCAAACGCUCAGAAUAUAUUGAUUUUGAACAAACCCAGAUACUAUUAUUGGUAGACAUUAAACAUGUAAUAAACCUACGAUCGAAAAUCCUCUUCGUUCAUCAAAAUUACACGCAAAGUAGCACGUAAACAUCAUUCAUAAACAAUUUUUCGCCAGAGUCCUACGUCUGUCCCUUUGUGAGCUUAUUCGUGAUCGUAUCGUCUGUUAGCAUGACAUCAUGAUUAAACAUAUCCAUAGCGAGACAUAACACACGAAGGUGUUUUUCACCCUUGAGCAUACGACUCCAGAUGAUAGUUGUAUGAAACUCGUCUAUCAUCGGGACAUGGUUAAAUUCAAAGUCUCAUUAACUGCUCUUUCAUCAGUCGCAUUUUGAGCCUUCAAGUUCAUCUGGCUCACUUCCAGACCAUAAAAGUGAUAGAUCAAACCUUGUGGGUAACAGGCAAUGAAUUGAGCAAAGAGCGAUUUGUACGCUUUACUCCGUGUGUGCAUCAGGUGCAAAUCUAAAAUCUCGUCAUUUAAAAGUUGUGGAUACUUUGCUACAACCGACUGAAGAGUCGAGACAGCAGCAGACUUGACAAUCAACGUGAAUUUAUAAGAAACUCGGAGUGUCUUCUUAACGUCUGCUUAGCAAACAUAUCAUGGUCGAGAAUACGAAAAACCAGUCGAUCAUUGCGCUUCUAUGGGCCGAAACAAAGUAGACAGUCAUAGCGACUCGAGAUA
Messenger RNA from Plasmopara halstedii, 1206 nucleotides. RefSeq lists its product as uncharacterized. The record is from RefSeq and is a predicted model, not a curated record. The transcript has a single exon. The coding region runs from base 390 to 614 and encodes 74 amino acids. NCBI's taxonomy places the organism in Eukaryota, Oomycota, Peronosporomycetes, Peronosporales, Peronosporaceae.